This is a messenger RNA of Malassezia japonica, 1299 nucleotides long. Its product is annotated as cystathionine gamma-synthase. NCBI's taxonomy places the organism in Eukaryota, Fungi, Basidiomycota, Malasseziomycetes, Malasseziales, Malasseziaceae. Gene Ontology annotation, cellular component: cytoplasm. The transcript has a single exon. Gene Ontology annotation, biological process: transsulfuration. The record is from RefSeq and is a predicted model, not a curated record. Gene Ontology annotation, molecular function: carbon-sulfur lyase activity; pyridoxal phosphate binding. The coding region runs from base 1 to 1299 and encodes 432 amino acids.
AUGAGUGCACCAACCCUGCCGAAACCUGAGCUCGAGACGCGUCUGCUCCAUGCUGACCACCCCGAUGCAAACAAGGACCCGGCGCACCCCAUUGCGCCGGCCAUGUCGCUCUCGACGACAUUCCGUCAGCCGCACCCCGACUCCGAGAUGGCGCAGCUCGCUCGCGCUUCGUACGACACGCCCGAGAACCCCCCGGUGAACAUCUAUAGCCGCUACACUCAGGACACCUCGCUGCGUGCGGAAAAGGUGCUUAGCAGCCUUCUUGAUGCCCACGCGAUCACCUUCAGCUCGGGCCUUGCCGCCUCAUUCGCCAUUUUGAACCUGCUCGCCCCGUCGGCGAUUGCGAUCCGCCGUGGCUACUUUGGCGUGCAUGAAGCCGCGCACAUCUAUGCGCGUGGCCGCGAUACCAAGAUCAUUGAUCUCGACGAGAACUUCCCGGUGAACGAGGGCACGCUCGACGAGGCGACUGGCAUCCGCCGUGGCGCGACGCUUGUCUGGGUCGAGACGCCGCUCAACCCCACCGGUGAGGCGCGCGACCUGGUGCACUACACAAAGCGUGCGCAUGAAGCCAAGGCCUACAUUGCUGUCGACAGCACCUUUGCCCCUCCGCCCCUGCAGAACCCCUUUAACCAGGGCGUGGACUUUGUGAUGCACUCUGCGACGAAGUACAUGGGCGGCCACUCGGACAUUCUCGCAGGUGUAGUGGCCACCAAGGAUUACAAGAGCUACAAGGCGCUAUGGGACGACCGCUCUGCGCACGGUGCGGUGCUGGGCUCGCUGGAGGCCUACCUCCUCCUGCGUUCGCUGCGCACCAUGUCGCUACGUGUGCGCCAGCAGAGCAAGACCGCGACCGAGCUCGUCAAGUGGCUACACUCCCUCACCGAGGGCCAGACCCCCGCGGAAGGCACGCCGAAGGAGAUUGCAAACGGCCAGUUCGUCCAGCGUGUCUUCCACUCGACGCUGCAGCCCCGCACGGACAAGGACAGCGACCUGAACCCUCACAACAAGCUCGAGAAGCUCGACUUUGACCCUAGCAAGCAGAUGCCGGGUGGCGGCUCGCCCACGUUUGCCAUCUUCACCAAGGAGGAGAAGUUCGCUGUCUAUCUGCCGCACGAGCUCGCCUACUUUGUGCCUGCUACGUCGCUCGGCGGUGUCGAGUCGCUGAUCGAGCAGCGCAAGCUUGCCACGAAGGACGAGAGUCCCAACAUUGUCCGCAUCUCGACGGGUAUCGAGGACUUUGAGGACCUGAAGGCCGACCUCACGCGCGGCAUGCUCCAGACCCUCGCGAAGCACAAGUAG